AUGAACCAACCUUUUACCAACCAACUAAUCUUUUCCCAUUUACUACAUCAGCCUUAACCAUUUACCCAGGAUUUUCCCUAUUAAAAUCCUCUAUAAACUUUUUAUUCAUAAUUUUAAGUAGCAUGCAAUUUCGCCCCAUUUCAUAACUAAUAGAGUUAGCCCUAUUUUUAAUUAUCCUUGCCAUUCAACAGACAUCAUGAUUAUGUCACUUAUUCAGAUUAGUCAACAUCCUCAUAAAAAACGACUAUGGCUAUGGCAAAUUCCAAAAAUAGUAAUAAAAUUCAGGAUCCCACUCUCAAACUUGUUUUGAACAAAUAAACGCUUCGUGAAUACAUACUUAUGGUUAUGGAUGAUGAUGAUCAAAUCCAUUAGAUUUCACAAAAUCUAAGAGAAAUCAACUAAGUUCAAUUAGCACAGACUUUAGAAAUCUUAGUAACAAAAUAAAAAUAGCAUCUCAAAAGUAGGGAAGAAUUAAUCAAGUUUUGUCUAAGAAAAGCAUUCAGGUUUAUAUUUUAGAAAAUAUCAGAAAGAAACAGCAUUUCAAAAACUAAUUUAAAAACUGCUAGGUAGGAAUUUUUAAAAAUCAUGGAGUAGGAAACACAUAUUCCAUUAGUAUUACCAUUUGGAAAGAACAGUAAAAACAAAACCAUGAAUAAUGAUUUUUUAAAAGAAGUAUUUUCUUCUCAAAUUUUUCAAAGUUUCUACAAAGAGUUUUUAGAUCAUUUAGAUGAUACUAUACAAGCAGACAGAAAGAAGAAGAUUAACAAACUACAGGACAAAAUUUGGUUGAGUUUAAGGGAAAAUAGAACCACGUCUAUUGACAUCAAACGACUUCCUUGGUCGCUGAAAAAUACAGAAAGAGUGAAAUCGAUAGCCUUUGAGUUGUUGACAUUUUCAGAAAAUCAUAACAAAUGAAAAAAAAUAUCCAUAUUCAUAUAAAUUAUCAUGC
Molecule: messenger RNA, 949 nt
Organism: Paramecium tetraurelia
Lineage: Eukaryota; Ciliophora; Oligohymenophorea; Peniculida; Parameciidae
Exons: 5
Source: RefSeq, a predicted model, not a curated record